This is a messenger RNA of Musca domestica (house fly), 303 nucleotides long. RefSeq lists its product as uncharacterized. The transcript has 2 exons. The annotation marks the transcript as partial. The record is from RefSeq and is a predicted model, not a curated record. NCBI's taxonomy places the organism in Eukaryota, Metazoa, Arthropoda, Insecta, Diptera, Muscidae.
CUUUCCGUUUCAGGAGAUUUAAAUCACUGCUGGCGCCGCUACGAUGGCUACAAUCUCCAGAACACGAUUGUCAAUAAAAAGGAACAGCUGAAGAAACCCUAUGGCAUUCUGUGCAAUUUUAAGUGCACCUGGUUUUUUACAAUAAGUUUCCCCACCUGUGAAUUCAUCUACGAUUACAAGCUGUCGUGUUACUUAUUCACCUCACUGCCGGAUUGUACCACCGUCAAAUGUACGCUGCUCAACUAUUUUACAUAAUCGUAAUUUGCGAAAGAACAAAAAUAACAAAACAAAACUUAGCAACAG